This is a messenger RNA of Trematosphaeria pertusa, 1408 nucleotides long. RefSeq lists its product as uncharacterized. The transcript is spliced from 2 exons. The record is from RefSeq and is a predicted model, not a curated record. Lineage: Eukaryota; Fungi; Ascomycota; Dothideomycetes; Pleosporales; Trematosphaeriaceae. The coding region runs from base 212 to 1279 and encodes 355 amino acids.
CUCAGCCUCAACACCCCGAAAUACAGUUCGCGCAGGCGUCCAAUUCGUCAGCUGAACUGUCACGGUAACAGCGUAGUUGCAUCGAGUCUCCACAUACUGCAUUAAAGGCGUUACUGUCCCUCCAUCAGAUGUUGUCUUCAUAGAUCCUGCCUUUCUACCUCCCUAGAUCAAAAUUCAUUUGGUCUAUCGAUUUCCUCAUGUCUGUCAAAGCAUGCAGGCUCAUCGCAAGGACCCCAAACAAGACGAUGAAUUUCCUCGAGCACUCGUCAAAGCGAACCGUCGGCUCCGAACGGAUAGAUCCCCCGCACGUAUAGCGCCUGAAAUAACAGCAGACACACCCUCCUCCAACAGCGACUGGCUCGCCGUGAUAGGCCCGCAUAACCUCAUUACGCCUAUCCCUCCCUAUGGCCGUACCGGCUCCAUUCCGCUCUUCGACAUAAUUCCCCGCGAGAUUAGAGACGAAAUCUAUUUCUACAUCGUCCACCGCCCCAAAGGCCUGGUCUACCGACGGGACCAUUGCAGAGCCAUGGGCUACAACGGAACCUAUCGUACCCACCAUUACACAUGGCAAUCUGGAAACAGCGACAUUCUUUUCCUUUUGUUGACCUGCCGACAGCUGUAUGAGGAGGCGCUUGAAGUCUUCUGCAGAUGUAAUACCAUCCACGUCGAGCGCAGGACAGACCGGCCCCUGGAGGGGACACUACGUUUGUUCCCGGACAAGGCUGCGCGCUGGCUACAGAGCAUCGAGCUGGGGUACGUGGAUUCUAACACCAACCGGGACGAUGAGUGGAGGUUACCCAGGCCGGGCUUCGCGUUCGAGAGGAUGACUAAAGACGCGUGGCUGGCGAAGGACUUCUUCCCCCGACUGAAAGUAUAUACGGCACUAUGGAAUAGUGACCCAUACCACUUCCAUGAAGCCGAAGACCUGAACAUAGAGGGUAGAUCCGAGGAGCAAACGGUGGAGAUGUGGUUGGUGUGGAUGAAGUUGCACUGCGAAAGGAUGAAGAGGGUGCCGCCUCCGUGGCUGAAGAUCACUUUCCCGCUUACAGAUGGCUCCUAUGGCAAGAGGGAGCAUCGCAUGAGGAGGCAUCAAGCUGCAUGGGAUCAAGCGAUGGCACGCUUCAGGGAGGUGCGGGUGCAGGAACGGACAGAUUUCGAAGCCGAGCUCGAGGAGUCGGGGAAGAAGUGGCUAGAAGAGACAUGGGGUGAUGCCAGGAGGCAGACGAAGAAGGAAAAGAAGGGUACUGUGACGCAGGGAGGGUCACGAUCUGCGGGAUAGGAAUAUGUUUUGUUUGGGUAUCUAUAUAUUCAACCCAGAAUUUGAGAUUCGGAAGCUCACCAACGCCGACGCUAUGCAAUGCAAACAGGCUCAAAAGUCUAUCCGAAACAUCGGAGAAAGGGAGAAAGG